AUGGCGCUUAUUCACGCACCGUUUGGCUUGGCCGCCUCAGUGAUGCUGGCCACGUCCAUCUUGUUCCUCUUUUUCAUCAUUCUGGCCGGCGUCACCGGCACAACGCCAUUGAACAAGACCUACUUCCUACAGGCCGACACGACGGGCAUUCAAGGCGCCCACGACAUCUCGCAAUGGACUUACCUGUACUCGUGCGGGCCCAACAAUGAGCAGUGCGGUAGUGCCCAUCCGGCCAUCCCUUUUGGCAACGUCUGGGCUCCCAAUGCUGCGAAUGCUCCGCCUGAGCUGAUAGGCAAGUACGGCGGCGGAACGACCUCGCAUUACUAUUUCUAUAUGUGGCGCUUCAGCUGGGUCUUCUUCCUGAUUGCGCUCUUCCUGGAGAUCAUCGCCUUCUUCUCCAGUUUCCUCGCCUGCUGCGGCCGCCUCGGCUCGAGCAUCGGUAGCUUUGUCACCUUCCUGGCCUUUGCUUUCCUGGCCAUUGCCGUGUCCCUCAUGACUGCCACGUUUGUUAAAGCUCGCAACGUCUUCCACAACCACAACCGCGACGCACAGCUCGGUGGCUACGGUUUCGGUUUCAGCUGGGGCGCCCUUGCCGCGCUGCUCAUUGCCAUGAUCCUGCUUUGUGCCGGCGCGACGCGCAAGGGCAAAUCGAAGAACACAGUCGACGACGGCACCAACGGCAACGCGGCUCAGGGUGGCCGCCGCUGGGGCCGCCGCGGCCGGCGUGACCGUGCUGGCAGCUUUUCCAAGGUCAACUACGAGGACGGCCGCCUGGACAACGUCAACGCAUAA
Sporothrix brasiliensis 5110 is the source of this 792-nucleotide messenger RNA. RefSeq lists its product as uncharacterized. Bases 1 to 792 code for a protein of 263 amino acids. Gene Ontology annotation, biological process: septin cytoskeleton organization; cortical actin cytoskeleton organization; fungal-type cell wall organization. Gene Ontology annotation, cellular component: plasma membrane; cell cortex; membrane raft. The transcript has 3 exons. The record is from RefSeq and is a predicted model, not a curated record. NCBI's taxonomy places the organism in Eukaryota, Fungi, Ascomycota, Sordariomycetes, Ophiostomatales, Ophiostomataceae.